Messenger RNA from Perkinsus marinus ATCC 50983, 918 nucleotides. RefSeq lists its product as hypothetical. Lineage: Eukaryota; Perkinsozoa; Perkinsida; Perkinsidae. The record is from RefSeq and is a predicted model, not a curated record. The transcript has 8 exons. The coding region runs from base 1 to 918 and encodes 305 amino acids.
AUGGACCCCGCGGGUUCCGGUGAGAUAGAUAUCGCUGCUCUGAUGCAAAGCUAUUGGGAUGUCGAGUACCGAGGGGCUUCUCGGGAUCCAAGCGACCGGGAAACUCUGACGUCUGAAAAUGGUAUGAGCUCGGGGAACUUGAGACGCAGUCAUCGUAUUGCUGCAGUUCUGGCCUUCCGAAAUGCGAGAUACGACGAUGCUAUUGUGAAUGCUAAACAAGCGCUUCGUGGCACAGCUGGGGCGGUGGACUCACCAGAGGCAGCUCUAGUUGAGCUCCUCCUGUUGUCGCGUGCAUAUGCGGCGAGCAAUCAGCACGACUUGGGAGCGGGAUUCGUCAAUAGCCUGACGAUCGCGGUAGGAGAUGUGAAAGGAACUCUGACGGUUGCUAAAGUCCGGCUCGGCGUUAAUAACGUCGGAGUGGACGCGUUAGAUUCGAAGGGCCAACUAGUUGGCUAUUUCGAGUGCACGGUCCCGAUGGACAGCAUCAAUUGGGAUCUGGGUCGACAUCUUAGCCGUCUGGAAGAGUACAUACAGCAAGGUGCUGAGCAGCUGUCUCAAGACGACUGGUAUGAAGUCUUCCUAUUCUUCUCUAUGUGGGAUACAGAUGCAUGGUGCUCUCCCUUGGGUCGGGACUUACAGCUAGCUCGUGCCCACCCCGCGCUGCUGGACUACGGCACUGCAGUCCGGGACUUGUCCUCGACGAUCGAGUUGCGGUUACACUGCAUGUAUGUUAACUAUUUCUGCACGAGCCAGGAGAAAGACCGAGUUCUUGAGGAUUUGAAACUGAUCCUUGAGGCGACGCGACAGUUGAGGGAGAGUCAGAAACUCUCGACUAUACUCCAGGUCAUUGUGAAGGUGGGCCGAGCCCUCAAGAGUGACGGAGGUGAACGAGGUGCUGCUGCCCAAGGAUUGAAGUAA